Condylura cristata (star-nosed mole) is the source of this 5288-nucleotide messenger RNA. RefSeq names its product phosphatidylinositol-5-phosphate 4-kinase, type II, beta (gene PIP4K2B). The record is from RefSeq and is a predicted model, not a curated record. Gene Ontology annotation, molecular function: phosphatidylinositol kinase activity. Bases 194 to 1444 code for a protein of 416 amino acids. Gene Ontology annotation, biological process: phosphatidylinositol metabolic process. NCBI's taxonomy places the organism in Eukaryota, Metazoa, Chordata, Mammalia, Eulipotyphla, Talpidae. The transcript has 10 exons.
GCCGCGGGGCGGAGCGUGGGGCGGACGGAACCACCCGGAUGGGGUGGGGAGGUAACGGGACGGGCGCGACCAUGGCGCGGUGAGGGAGCGGGGGUGGGGAUCCGUCCGGGGGAGGCCUGGGGCCGCUGGCUUGUGCGCCGUCUCGGCCACCCCCCCUCUCGCCGCCGCCGCCGCCGCCGCCGCCGCCCCGGGCAUGUCUUCCAACUGCACCAGCACCACGGCGGUGGCGGUGGCGCCGCUCAGCGCCAGCAAGACCAAGACCAAGAAGAAGCAUUUCGUGUGCCAGAAAGUGAAGCUAUUCCGGGCCAGCGAGCCGAUCCUCAGCGUCCUGAUGUGGGGGGUGAACCACACGAUCAAUGAGCUGAGCAAUGUCCCUGUCCCUGUCAUGCUAAUGCCAGAUGACUUCAAAGCCUACAGCAAGAUCAAGGUGGAUAAUCAUCUCUUCAACAAGGAAAACCUCCCCAGCCGCUUUAAGUUUAAGGAGUACUGCCCCAUGGUGUUUCGAAAUCUCCGAGAAAGGUUUGGGAUUGAUGAUCAGGAUUACCAGAACUCGGUGACGCGCAGCGCCCCAGUCAACAGUGACAGCCAGGGCCGCUGCGGCACGCGCUUCCUCACCACCUAUGACCGGCGCUUCGUCAUCAAGACGGUGUCAAGCGAGGAUGUGGCCGAGAUGCACAACAUCUUAAAGAAAUACCACCAGUUCAUAGUGGAGUGUCAUGGCAACACCCUUUUGCCACAGUUCCUGGGCAUGUACCGGCUGACCGUGGACGGCGUGGAGACCUAUAUGGUGGUCACCAGAAAUGUGUUCAGCCAUCGGCUCACUGUGCACCGCAAGUAUGACCUCAAGGGUUCUACUGUUGCCAGAGAAGCAAGUGACAAGGAGAAGGCCAAGGACUUGCCAACAUUCAAAGACAAUGACUUCCUCAACGAAGGGCAGAAGCUGCAUGUGGGAGAGGAGAGCAAAAAGAACUUCUUGGAAAAGCUGAAACGGGAUGUAGAGUUCCUGGCCCAGCUGAAGAUCAUGGACUACAGCCUGCUGGUCGGCAUCCACGAUGUGGACCGAGCUGAGCAGGAGGAGAUGGAGGUGGAGGAGCGGGCAGAGGAGGAGGAGUGUGAGAAUGACGGCGUGGGGGGCAGCCUGCUCUGCUCCUACGGCACCCCUCCAGAUAGCCCUGGCAACCUGCUCAGCUUUCCCCGCUUCUUUGGUCCUGGGGAAUUCGAUCCCUCUGUUGACGUCUAUGCCAUGAAAAGCCAUGAAAGCGCCCCUAAGAAGGAGGUCUAUUUCAUGGCCAUCAUCGACAUCCUCACACCUUACGAUGCUAAGAAGAAAGCCGCACACGCUGCCAAGACGGUGAAGCAUGGGGCGGGGGCCGAGAUCUCGACUGUGAACCCUGAGCAGUACUCCAAACGCUUCAACGAGUUCAUGUCCAACAUCCUGACGUAGUUACCUUCUGCCUUCAGCCAGAGCCAGAGAGCUGGAUGUGGGGUCAGGGUGGAAAGAGGGAGCGGGUGUAUGUGGGCUACCUGGGAGGGUGGGAGCAGAGUGGGAAGGGGAGGGCUUUGGCAGUGGCCUGCAGCCUGUGGCGCUGAGGCGUGCUGGGGAGAGGCCCGUGCUGCGGCAGCCUGCUCGCAGGAUGGGCCCUCACCCGCUUGCCCUUCGCUUUUUUGUUUUACCCAAUUGAACCGGGCUAAAAGGGGGUUUCCUAGUUGUUCCCUUGUAACUUUUAAGAUACCUUGGGCCAGAGAUAACCUCAUGGGCUUAUUUGGGUUUUAUUUCUGAAAUUUGAUUGCUCCAGGUUUGCUCUUCACAGCAGUGUGUGUCAUCACCCUAUUCACCCGCCCCAUCCUGCCCUGCUGUCACCUCCCUUCAAUUAACGAGGCACCCCACAGACCCAGCCGAGGGUCCUCUCAGAGCAGAGCACUCUGACGCCAGAGGAGAAGCGGUCAGACGCCUCGGCCUGGCUGUAUUUGCUCUUGUCUGGAUUAACUUUUUAAUUUUACGGAGUUUCGUGUGCAGCUUCCUCCACCUUUCUGCCUUGGAUCCAAGUGAAAUGUUACAUGAUUGAUUGCUCCGUGUAAAUGCUUUUCUCCCAAAGGAACACUCCAGACCAACAUCAGGCAUCUUGGAUCAGAAUCAAAGACCUCAGAGGGGAGUGAGCUCAUCUUCACGGGAUGGUGAGGGCUAGGGAGCUGGUUCUCAGAGAACCCUGCGAUCAUCGCCCAGGCCCCUGGGCCCUCAGCCCUGGAGUUCAGAAGGCCUCUCUCUAGAGCCCGCCUCCCGCUGGGCCAAGGGGAACUAGAGACACCUUUGGACAUCACGGACCCCUUGUGUUUCAGUGGUUAAUUGCCCUUGGGAAAGCCCCAGAAGCCGAUGAGCGUCAGCGAGGUCUUGUGCCUCCAUCCACUUACUGCCCUCAGACCCUCCCAGGCACCCUCACUUGAUGAGCGUUCAGUCGGGUCAGACCUGCACGUGCCUGGGGUGCUCCUUGCUGAGAUUGCCCUUCAAGCCCCAGGGCCACCCCGAGUGGAGCUGACUGCCCUCACCUGUGGUCUGCCACCUGGACAGUUGCAGCCACAGGAUAUGGUGCCCCCUACCAUGGAGGCGCCCGAGUCUGAGGUGACCUCUGGGUCACUUGUGGAUGUGACCCUAGAAAUCCAAAUUUGAGGCGGGACAUGCGCUUCCACCAGGCCCCGGCCUCGAGGCUGUCUUUCCUUGAGACAUCAGUGGAUGUGCCACCCGUGGCCCCUCGGGAGGAGUGGCAUUCUGCAGUUCCUUCAGGAUCUCCACCCACCUGCUCCCCAGGCCCCAGAGGCGAGCUGUGUGUUCCGUGAUGCCGUCAGAACAGUCCUGUCUGACUAGGAGAGAACGUGACCCUGUUGCUCUGCUUUGGGGGCGGUACAUUCCUGCAUCUUCUCACCCCCUUGCCAGGAACUGGGGGUAAGACUUGUAGAUUACCCUCAUAGAAGUGGACAGUUUGUGGAGCCAUUCUGAAUGGGUGGAUUGGGGUCCAGUGGCACCCUCCCAGUCUGGCCUAGCACGGCUUCUGGAGCAGGGUCCAGCUUGUGUCCCACCUGCAACGUGAAGGGCGGGGAGGAAUGGAGAUGGCAUUCCAGUGGGCCUCCAGACCCUCCUGGAGGCGGCAGAUGCAGUCCGGCCACUGCUGUGGCCUCAGGAAGGGGCCAUCGUAGCGACGAGCAUCAGCAGGAAGGCUGCCCCGUCGCUUGGGGAAGAACUGGAACCAGGUGGCUCGGGGAGAAAACAGCUUUAGUUUUGGACGGGAUUGCAUAGGAAUAAUAUCUGGACUUGAUUUCCCCACUUGCUAAUCAAGAAUGAAAGUUGGGAUCCGCUCCUAGCCAGGCCCAGCACCCCCAAGCCUCGCAGCCCUGGGCUCCCACUGCUUCCUGCACUUGGCCUGCAGACCAUGUCCCGGACUGGGGAGUGUGACAGUCACGUGGCUAAAGACAAGCUACCAGGUAUCUAACUUCUUUAACAUUGAAUUUUUGUGUUUUUGUGGAUUUUUGUGGUUUUUUUUUUUUUGUAUAUUGUUUACAUUUUGAGAAGUAAGCAUUCUGUUUCCAAUGCUCUGUUUUUCUGACAGUAUUGUUGAUUGGGUCGGACAUUUGAGCUGUGGUUUGGUGGAUUUUAGAUUUUUUAAAAAAGGUCAUUCAUUCUCUGUGCUAUCUUCAAAACCUUGGGUUUGGCCCUGUAAUUCCUUGGGUAUUCAGAUGUUUCAAAGCUAUUUAUCUUGGUUUAUACAAGUUUUCUUUCUUUUUGUAUUGAUGAAGAUAUUAUAUUUGGUUUGCAGUCUGAAUGUAGAGAAAGUGAACUGAUAGCAGGUGUUUGCCCCUCCCCCUUCCUCUGUGCAAUGGAAAACAUCCAAGGGGAAGUGACUGCUCUCAGCUGCACUCUUAGGAGCCAAGAACAAAAAGCUGAACAGUCCUAGGGCAUCCCUGAGUAGGUUUGGGUCUCCCAAGAACCAAGGUAUAUCUAAUAGGACCUGGCUGAGGGCGUGGGGCUGGGUGGGAGUCCUCGUUUCCUCCCUCUGCCACUUCACCCGUCACAGCUUCUUCCCUCCUGCCCUUCUCCUGAAAGCCUGGCUGAGAAACUAGUCUCCCACCCAGAGUGAGGCAUUCUCUGAAAGCUCGCCUAGACCACUAGAUGAAGGCCUCCGGCCCUGUUCCUGUUCCUGAACCACUGAGUCUUGUCUCCCGAUCCAGCUCCUUCCCUGUGCCCUGCAGUGUGGGGCUUGUGGGCAGACUGGGAAGCCAGCAGUUCCAGGAGCUCAGUGCUCCAUCUCUCCUUAUCUAGCUCAGGGGUUACUGGCCUGUGGCAGGUGCCACGAGUCGCCGCUGGGGCUGUUCUCAGUGGCGCUAAGUUCCUACCACAGGCGCUCUUCCCCCUCCUCUGCCUACUUCACUUUUUUCUCUUGCCUGUUCAGGCCCCCCGAUAGUGCUCGGGGCAUGAGACUAGACUCCUGCCCUUGUGACUUGCCCCUCUUCAGUCUGCCAGGGCAUGCCCUGGGGAGGUGGACCAAAGACCCAGGACUUUUCUUAGUAGCCAAUCUCACCCCCCAGUUGUCUUUCACCAAUUCAUGUUGGGAGAGAGGAAGAAACCUUUGGCACUAAGGCAUUUGAGCUACUCGUGUCAGAGGCUGGAAGGGACAGCGUGUAUAGCGCUCUGGCCUUAGACCUGUGGCUCCCCCAAGUGCAGGGACCUCACCUCUCUCGGGCAGAAAUAGGGGGCGGGGUCUAGCCUGAGCCCAGGAAUCAGAGGGAAAACACACUCAAACUGCCCCCAAAUCUCCCAGCCACCUGCAGGGGGUAGUGAUGUGGCCCCGGCUUUCCUGAGACAGGCCACUUAGCGCCUCCAAAGGGCAGCGCAGACUGGCUCUCGCUACAGCUCGAGUCGAGGUCCUUGAGAGGCUGAAGGGGAAGCUUUGAGAAGAGCCCCUUGCCCUUGCUCGGCCAUUCCGGAGGAGGUGAACUCUGCAGCGGGGGAGGCCUGGUGCUGUCCAGCACGCUGAGCGUCAGGCCAGACUGAGGUGAUCCAACAAUGUGAAAGAAGCUUAAACUUCUGGGGAGCAGGAUACACUAUCACCCCACCAUGUGUGUGAUUUCUCGAGUUUCCACUGCAAUUUCCAUUUUUUAAAUAGGAAUUUUCACCCCCUGUGCUUGUCUAAUGUCUGCUCGGAACAGUUCGAGAUCCUGUUAUUGUUUUAAAAUGCAUGCAUGUUAAGAUGACUCCCAAACCCGAGGGAAAAAAUAAAACUCAAAAAGCUUUGUGUACA